Molecule: messenger RNA, 6108 nt
Organism: Oryzias melastigma (Indian medaka)
Lineage: Eukaryota; Metazoa; Chordata; Actinopteri; Beloniformes; Adrianichthyidae
Gene: clstn2a
Product: calsyntenin 2
Exons: 18
Coding region: 187-3027 (946 amino acids)
Biological process (GO): homophilic cell-cell adhesion; positive regulation of synapse assembly; positive regulation of synaptic transmission
Cellular component (GO): cell surface; postsynaptic membrane
Molecular function (GO): X11-like protein binding; calcium ion binding; amyloid-beta binding
Source: RefSeq, a predicted model, not a curated record
AGUCUAGUUGUCGCCGAUUGAACGUCAGCGCGUGUCAGUCUCUCUCCCUUCGAUGACGGUGUCAGUGACAGUCUCUCGACCUGCCGACGGGUCCCUCGCGCGCGUGGCCAGCUGAGGAGCGUUCGUGCUCGGUAGGUGAGCCAGGAUUUGGAGGCGAGAAGAAGACGGAGAGACAUCCCAGUCAACAUGAAGACACGCGGGUUCCCGUUUGUGCUUUUCUGCCUGUUCUGGGGCCACUCCUGCGCUCUGGCAGGAAAAGUUAACAAGCACAAACCGUGGAUAGAGACUUCCUACCACGGAGUGAUCACAGAGAACAUGGACACGGUGCUGCUGGACCCUCCUCUGGUUGCCCUAGACAAGGAUUCUCCUCUCCCCUACGCUGGGGAGAUUUGCGCCUUUAAAGUUUUUGGUCAGGAUGCUCCGUUUGAAGCAGUGGUGCUAAAUGGUACAUCAGGAGAAGGAGUCCUGAGGGCCAGUAGUCCUGUGGACUGUGAGAGCCAGAAGGAGUAUACCUUCAUCAUCCAGGCCUAUGACUGCGGGGCUGGACCUGAUGGGGCUGACUGGAAAAAAUCGCACAAGGCUGUGGUUCACGUCCAAGUGGAUGAUGUCAACGAGUUCAGCCCUGUUUUUAGAGAGUCCCUCUACAAAGCAUCAGUAACUGAAGGCAAGAUCUACGACAGCAUUUUACAGGUGGAAGCUUGGGAUCAGGACUGUUCACCGCAGUACAGCCAGAUAUGCAACUACGAAAUCGUCACUCCUGGAACGCCAUUUGCUAUCGACCGCAAUGGUAACAUCAGAAACACAGAGCGGCUGAGCUUUGACAAGCAGCAGAGCUUCAGGAUUAUGGUGUCUGCCUUUGAUUGUGGCCAGAAGAGAACCAAGGAGGAUGUGACGGUGCACAUCGAAGUCAAGCCCGUCUGCAAACCUGGAUGGCAAGGCUGGAACAAGCGUGUGGACUAUGAGCCCGGCACUGGGAGCAAGCAGCUGUUUCCCAAGAUGCACCUGGAAACUUGUGGCGGUCCGCUGUCUGGAGUGAAAGCGAUGGUGGAGCUACAGACCAAUCACAUCGGAAAGGGCUGUGACCGUGAAACUUACUCGGAAAAGUCUCUGCAAAAGCUCUGUGGUGCAGCAUCAGGCAGCACGGAUCUCCUUCCCGCUCCCAGCCCUACCGCAAACUGGACAGCGUCUCUGCUCACCGACAGCGGGCGGGAAAGUGACCUUAUCUACAAAUUUGACGGGCACCAGGCUGCAAACGUUCCAGAUCACGUGGUGCCUCAAAACCUGACGGACCAGUUUACCAUCGCGACGUGGAUGAAGCACGGGCCCAGUCCGGGAUUGAGAGCUGAGAAGGAAACUCUGCUCUGCAGCUCUGACAAGACAGAGAUGAACCGCCACCAUUACUCUCUGUAUGUCCACAACUGCCGCCUGGUGUUCCUGCUCAGAAGAGAUUUCACGCAGAUCGACACUUUCAGGCCCGCCGAGUUCCACUGGAAGCUGGAUCAGAUCUGUGACAAGGAGUGGCACUAUUAUGUAAUCAACGUGGAAUUUCCUGCGGUGACUCUAUUUGUGGACGGCGUGACCUAUGAGCCCUACCUGGUGACGGAUGACUGGCCGAUCCAUGCCUCAAAGAUUGAUACACAGCUGACUGUGGGCGCCUGCUGGCAAGGUCUUGAAGUAGAGACCCCAAGGUACACCCAGUAUUUCCACGGCAGCCUUUCAGGGCUGACAAUCCGACCGGGCCGCAUUGAAACCCAGAAGGUUAUCUCCUGUUUGCAGGCCUGCAAAGAAGGUCUUGAUAUUAACUCACUCGAAAGCCUGGCUAAGGACAUAAAGUUUCACUUCAACCCGGCCCAGUCGGUGCUGGUGGUGGAGGGGGAGGAUGUGGACAGCAUCAACACGGCUAUAACCAAGGUGUCCUACAUCAACUCCCGUCAGUUCCCCACACCGGGCCUCAGACGGCUGCACAUCACCACCACUGUACAGUGUUUUGGGGAGGAAACAUGUCUCUCCAUUCCAGAAAUUAAGGCAGUGGUUAUGGUGCUGCCACCCAGUGAACCCAGAAUCACCAUUUCAGGAUCUAAUCAACUGAUCCGGUUCGCCAGCGACCUCCGCAGUCCGCUGGGUGUGGCGCUCUUCAAAGACCUCCGCAUCACCAGCACAGUGAUGAAGGGAGAAAGCUCCGGCAGAUCACGCAGGCCGGGUGUGAUGGAGGUGAUGCACAACCUGGAUUACUGUGAUGUGCUGGUAAUUGGGGAGGAACUGAAUCCUGACAGAGAGAGUCUGGAGAUUCAUCACAGCGCUCUGCUGGGAAAACACCUCGACGCCACCAACUCCACCUCUGGAAUAUCAAUAUAUGGUGUGGACUCCAUGGCGCACUACGAGCAGGCACUCAGACAGCUGCGCUACAGGAACUGGCGACCCACUUCUCUAAAUGAUAGAAAGUUCAGACUCACCUGCUCUGAACUUAACGGGCGAUACACCAGCAAUGAGUUCACUCUGGAGGUGACUGUCCCUCAUCAUGUCGCUCCAGUUGAGCACGUCAAUCACAUGGCCGUCCAGCCCCCGUACAUGAGGCCUGUCCAUCACCCUCUGAUGAUCCACACCUUAAACUCACACAUGUCAGGAUCAGCGCCUCCUGCGGCCACAGCAGUCAUUGUGGUUUGUAUUGCCGCACUGGUGGUGAUCGUGGUGAUCGGCAUCUACAGGAUCCACACCACUCAUCAGGAAGCGUCCAGAGACGAUGAAAGUGAAAGCAAAGAUCCGGAGGUGGACUGGGAAAACUCAGCACUGAACAUCACUGUUAACCCCAUGGAGGACAUAAAAGGACCUCAGGGACUCGGAGAAGCACUAAAAGGAGAACAAGAGGAGGAAGAGGAGGAGGAAGAAGAUGGAGAGCUGGUGGGAGCCAUGACAAUUGCUGAGUCAGAUAUCAGCGAUGAAGAGGAGGAAGAAAAGGGGAGAGAAGGUUUUGACUGGAGGAAGCAGGAGGCAAAACCUGAGUGGGACUGUAUCUCUGCAACAUACUGAGAACACACAAACAUCCACACACAAUUACACAAACACACUCACACCCAGUGCUGACAUCCUGACGUGCUUUGUGCAGGAACAGCACAAACACAAAAAUACACACACAAUGAAAUAAUUUACAAUCUGUUGCUGGAAAAAUGCUCUUCACUUGUUUUCAUUCCUGAAGAAAUGUCGCCCUCUGCUGGACAAAGCUGAACGUACAGCGUGACUGAAUGCUGUCCACUGUACUGGAAACGACAUACAUGCGUGCAUUCAUAUUCACAACAAUGAGGCAGAAUACAUAUAAAUAGAUGAAACAAGCACAGUCAUCCCAUAAUUAAGUGUUAAUACCCAUGUACGGUUGCUCUGAAGUGCAAAUAAGUCAGAGCAAAUACAUAUAAAAGAUCACAACCACAAUUGUAACAAUCAGCUAUUUAUAUCAGUGUUCAUUACAUUAUUAAGGGUACCUAGAUUCUUUAAAUUGAUUUAUUUACACCACAGAUUUUGCUCUUGGGCUUUAAAUUUAUUUUAUGUUACAAAAAAUAAACCCCCACAAAAAACAAAAUGUAUGUAAAUUCUCCAUCAUACAAAACCAAUUAGUUUUCUUUAAAUUAGUUUGCUUUGAACUGUUGAAAAAAAUGAAGCAAAAUAAGGAACCGAAGAAGGUUGGACAUUUCUGAUUGGACUAUGACUUUGAAGUUUUUUCCAUUUCCGCAACUAAUCAACAUUUUAUGAUCAGUACGGAGCAUAUCCAGUAUCGCUUCAUGCUAAAUAACUUCCAGAUGAAAUGAUGGACAAAUGUCAUCAUCCAAUCAGCACUGUCCUGUUAUACCUACCUAUUCCAGUUUGGUGAAAAAGAAAAAAAAGUAAUAUUAAAGAAAUCAAAAUGAAAAAUGAAACAUUUCUUUAUUUGUUUUGUGAUCUUUAACUUGUUUUUCCAUUGACUGAUGUGUUGGCAUGUUUUGCUCUUCAGGGCCACCGUACUCGUCUGCAGUUUUCCCCCCAAAAGUUUAAGAAAUGUAACUAUUUUUAUUUUCAAAGCAGCCUGUCUGCCAGAUAUUAGUAAAAGUUACAUGUAUACUCACCUGUAUGCCCUCGUGAAUGUUUUUUAAAUGUCCGAUAUACGUUCCAUAGGCUGGUAAAACAAAGCUGAGCUGUCACUCUCCUGUGGUUUUAACCUGAAGUCCGAUUCCUUCCGUUCAUUCGUGUCUGUAGGCUCUGGUGUCUCUGUAGACUCUGCUUUUGUUUGUCUGACUUGGACUUUAGAGAGAAAACAUGAUAUUUUGUUGGGUUUUUUUGGCAUAAAUUUCCCUUAUUUGUCCUGAGUGUUAUGCGAAGAUGGGCAAUUCAAUCAAAUCUAGUCCUCCACCCUUUCUACAGAGGAAGUGCUCAUCUUACUCUGCAAUACUGAAGGAAACCCUGCAUGCUUACAUCUAUCAGUGCUUUGUUCAUGUAGCCCUUAAAGGAAGGAUGCUCUUUGGCACUAGAUCCUCCCCCUUUUCUUAUUCUACAAAGUGUAACUCCUUUUUCCUUACUCAGAAGACAACAUUGACAUUGUAUAGUUCUGAGAUCUUCUACAUUGAUUUACAAUCAAAGAAGCCCUCUAUGCAACUGUGGGCUUUGUGUGAGAACCUAGAAACAGAUUUAGAAAGUUUUGCAGAUGUUGCAUCUGCUGACUUUAGCGUGUAAGAUGCUGAUACAGCUGCAUGUCCAGGUGCAACCACAACUAAGCUUAAAUUCAACCCCCUUUAGCUGUCACAAACUCAUCUUUUUGCAUUUAAAGACUCAAUCUAAUUCAAAUUUUGUGUUUUUAACAAGUUCUUGCAGCAUUUUUCUGACGAUGGGGGACAUAUUUAAAAAGGGAGAAGCUUAAAAAAGCAUUUCUGAGUACAUAUGUAUUCUAAUCUUUGUGAAUCAGUCAGAAAUGCAGUCGGAAAAAAGCUUGUAGGUGUGAUUUGGAACCUCCAAUGGCAGGCCUCAGCCCCCCUUCUCUGCUCCAUUCACUCCCUCAAUAUGGCUCAACAUUUACAGCUGGGUAGCUCUAACAUUACUCGUUAUUUUUGUUGCACCGGCAAUGCUAGGUUGUUAGCAAGCUAGCAAGAGAGCAUGUAAACAGAUGGGUGACAGGAUGUAGGGGGCGGGCAUUCCAACAGUCCCCACAACUCAGAGGUCAAUUUCUGAGAUGCUCUGCAGAAACUAUGUCCCAAAAAUUUGAUUUUGGCUAAAAAGGGCAUAAUCAGGAUUGAAAGACUCACACUUCCUCAUUUAUUUGUCUUUUUAUUUUUCUUUUGUCGUUCAUAAGUAAGGCUUCCUCCAUGCUUUACUGGCUCUUUACUAGCCAGCAAGAGAAGCAGCUUUCACAUUGCAUGUCUGAUGAGGCAACAGGAGGAGAAAAAAAGAGCAAAUGUGUUCAGAAUUCUUUUAAAAUGUUUUUCGUUUUUUACUUUAUGUUCAAGGUUAUUUGGUUGUUUUUUGUGCCACAUGCAUCAGUUUGUAACAAAGCACAACCAGAAUAUUGGAAUAAACAGUUUUCAGGACAGUUACCGUCUUGUUGCUCUUCAUCCUCAGUUUUGUUGACUAAAAAUAUGGCACCAAUACAUUAAAAACUGCAGUAUCAUAGAGAUUUUAUUUAAUCUAAAAACAAUGUAAAACAACAAAGAUAUUCAUAAAUAUAUAUGUUUUCAAAUUAAACUUUAAUGUUUUUUGCUGACCAAAGCAACAGAAGAAUCAGAGUGUAUGCUUGUAUGAUGCAGAUAUAACGUCUAAAGGUCCGGCUCGUCGUGGUCCGCCUCUUUGUUUUUCACUCUCACUGUUGCUCCCAUCAGUCCGUAUUCUGUCCCUGCGCUUGUGAAGUCAUCUCUGUAAACAGCUGCCUUGUCUCCUUUGUCCUUCUUUCUCAUUAUAUGCUUCAGAAAAUGUAAAGAAAAAAAUCUUCUUUUACAUAUAAAAGCAAACUCUGUACAAUUGUUCAAGAUAGUUAUUUUAUAUAUCUGUUUCCUCUUUCUUUUGUAAAUGAAAUGGAUGGAAAUUGUCUUUCUCUUAGUGGUCAUCCCACAACUUUCUGUAUAUUGACCAAUAAAAAGUUGUUUUAGACUCGCUGCA